AUGAUCAUCCCUUAUGAUGGAAAGGAAGCUUUUCUUAACAGGUUAAUAGAAUCUGUUUUUGGUGAUCUAAACAUCUAUGCUUCAGAUCUAUAUCAGAUGACUAAUCGGUGUAUUCUAUCACCAACAAACAAUGCUGUUGAUGAUGUUAACCAGAUCAUUAUUGAUAGGUUUCCUAAAGAUCCGCAUGUUUAUAUAAGUUCUGAUAGAACUUUAAACGAAAAAGAUCAAGGCGACUAUGAAGAUUUUCUCAAUUCUUUAAGUCCAAAGGGGUUACCCCCUCAUAAGCUAAUUUUAAAGGAGAACUGUCCAGUUAUUCUUCCUAGAAACUUAAACCCAAUGGAAGGUCUUUGUAAUGGCACUAGGCUUAUAUGCCGAGACUCCGGCACAACACUAUUUGUGCAGAGAUUGCAGUGGACUUUGGAUGAUGUAGGGAUUUACUUGCGUGAACCUGUUUUUUCUCACGGCCAGCUAUACGUUGCCCUUUCCCGUGCAAAAAGUUCAUCUGCAGUUAAAGUCCUAAUAGUACCAGCAACAUAUCGUGACACAGUCACUGAAUGCAAAACUAGGAAUGUGGUCUUUGAUGAAGUUCUUACAUUAGCUAAGCAGUAG
Messenger RNA from Coffea arabica (coffee), 609 nucleotides. RefSeq lists its product as uncharacterized. The record is from RefSeq and is a predicted model, not a curated record. NCBI's taxonomy places the organism in Eukaryota, Viridiplantae, Streptophyta, Magnoliopsida, Gentianales, Rubiaceae.